Messenger RNA from Didymodactylos carnosus, 207 nucleotides. NCBI's taxonomy places the organism in Eukaryota, Metazoa, Rotifera, Eurotatoria, Philodinida, Philodinidae. The record is from the annotation of a GenBank genome assembly.
AUGCAAGAAUUAACGCCGCUAAGUGGAGGUGGACAACAUUAUGAUUAUCAUACACAAGAAAUAGUAUUAAGACCAGUUCCAAAAUGUCGUGAAAUUGGUGGAGAAUUAACAACUGAAAUGAUGACUGCCAAUGAAAUAAGAUCAAAACAGUCAGAAUCAACAUUGGUUAUAUCGACCAUGAUUGCAUCUAUCGAUAAACCAAGUUGA